Messenger RNA from Cyprinodon tularosa, 1415 nucleotides. RefSeq names its product sorting nexin 5 (gene snx5). The transcript is spliced from 13 exons. Lineage: Eukaryota; Metazoa; Chordata; Actinopteri; Cyprinodontiformes; Cyprinodontidae. Gene Ontology annotation, cellular component: endosome. The record is from RefSeq and is a predicted model, not a curated record. Bases 127 to 1323 code for a protein of 398 amino acids. Gene Ontology annotation, molecular function: phosphatidylinositol binding; dynactin binding. Gene Ontology annotation, biological process: pinocytosis.
CAACAGUUUGACAGCCUGUUAGAUAGCUAACAGCCACCGAAAAGACGGCUUCCUGCAUCUAGUUUGAUUUAGUUUGACCUUCUAUUUUCCUGGGGGUUUCUUUGUUUUGUUAAUUAGCUUGCUAUCAUGACGUCCAUAGAUGACAGUAACAAGGAAAAGCUGCGCUCUGUGUCUGUGGACUUGAACAAUGAUGCCUCGCUUGUCAUUGAUAUUCCUGAUGCUCUAUGUGAAAGGGAUAAAGUCAAGUUCACAGUCCAUACAAAGACGACCUUGAGCUCCUUCCAGAAACCAGAAUCCUCUGUUCCCCGGCAGCAUGAAGAUUUUAUCUGGCUGCAUGACACUCUGGUUGAAACCGAGGACUAUGCUGGUCUAAUCAUCCCUCCAGCUCCCCCGAAGCCAGAUUUUGAGAGCCCAAGGGAGAAGAUGCACAAACUGGGGGAAGGCGAAGCCACAAUGACUAAAGAGGAGUACACUAAAAUGAAGCAAGAGCUGGAGGCUGAAUAUCUGGCUGUAUUUAAGAAAACCGUUCAAGUGCACGAAGUCUUCUUGCAGAGAUUGUCUUCGCACCCCGUUUUAAGCAAGGACAGAAACUUCCAGAUUUUCUUGCAGUAUGACCAGGAUCUCAGCGUGAGGAGAAAAAAUGCCAAGGAAAUGUUUGGAGGAUUCUUCAAAAACAUGGUGAAGUCUGCCGACGAGGUCCUCAUCUCAGGAAUUAAGGAAGUGGAUGACUUUUUUGAGCAGGAGAAAACAUUUUUGCUUGACUACUACAGCAAAAUAAAAGAUUCCACUGCCAAAGCUGAGAAAAUGACACGUUCACACAAAAAUAUCGCAGAUGAUUACAUUCACAUUUCUGCCACUUUGAACAGCAUCUGCGCUGAGGACAGUACACCAAAUAAGAAGAACAUGGAGAAGCUGUCAGACUUGUUUGAGAAGCUCAGAAAAGUGGAGGGAAGGGUAGCAUCUGAUCAGGAGCUGAAACUCACAGAGCUGCUGAGAUACUAUAUGAGGGACAUCCAGGCAGCUAAGGACCUUCUGUACAGACGAGCCAGAGCAUUAGUUGAUUACGAGAACUCUAACAAGGCCUUGGAUAAAGCCAGACUUAAGGGCAAGGAUGUUGCCCAAGCAGAGGAACACCAGCGGCAGUGCCUACAGAAAUUUGACAAGCUCUCAGAAUCUGCUAAAAAAGAACUCACCAGCUUCAAGGGCAGACGAGUUGUUGCCUUCAAGAAAAAUCUCAUAGAAAUGGCUGAGCUUGAGAUAAAACAUGCUAAGAACAAUGUGGCUCUUUUGCAAGGAUGCGUUGACGUCCUCAAGGGCAACUGACGCGUUAAAGUAUUAAUGUCCCAGCACCACCAAGUGACCAAUCCUUGCAAAUGGAAACCCAACAUUCCCAGGAUGUUUCAUCGAAAUGAUGC